Molecule: messenger RNA, 3980 nt
Organism: Peromyscus maniculatus bairdii (prairie deer mouse)
Lineage: Eukaryota; Metazoa; Chordata; Mammalia; Rodentia; Cricetidae
Gene: Cyyr1
Product: cysteine and tyrosine rich 1
Source: RefSeq, a predicted model, not a curated record
CAGACGAAAUGUGAGCCUGGGUGGCCAAGGACGCCAAAGAAGCUGCCUCUUGUUUGACAGAGCCAGCACCUUUGGGCGGGACAAAGAGCCUCUGCAGCAGCUCAGCCAGGCAAGGACCACCGGCGCCCAGCUCUCCGAAGCCAGCUUCCUGAGGGCUCCGGCUGGGGUCAUGGCCAGGACUGCUCUGGACCCUGCUCUCGGGAGCACAUCCCUUUCCACCUGACCACCCUGUAUCCUCCGCAUCCCUGCUGGGUUUCCUGGCUGUCCCUUCACUCCACCCUCUACCAGGUCCACCCGUCUGUCCUACAGAGCUGCUUGGGGCCACCGGCUUGGAUGGAUGCGCUGAGGCUGCCCCGGCGUCCAGGGGUCUUGCUUCCGAAGUUGGUCCUGCUCUUUGUCUACACAGAGAAUUGCCUUGCUCAGUGUGGCAAAGACUGCAGAUCUUACUGCUGUGAUGGAAGUACACCCUACUGCUGCUCCUACUAUGCCUACAUUGGGAACAUUCUCUCGGGCACCGCGAUUGCCGGCAUCGUGUUUGGAAUCGUGUUCAUCAUGGGGGUCAUUGCGGGAAUCGCCAUAUGUGUCUGCAUGUGCGUGAAGAAUAACCGAGGGACCCGGGUCGGUGUCCUCAGAACGACCCACAUCAACGCCAUCUCCUCUUAUCCUAUGACACCACCGCCCUAUACUUAUGACCACGAGAUGGAAUAUUGUGCAGACUUGCCUCCACCAUACUCUCCAACACCACAAGCUUCAGCCCAGCGCUCCCCACCCCCUCCUUAUCCUGGAAAUUCAAGGAAACAUUCCUCCUCCCACAACAGAAUAUGUGCCAAUUAGCAAUUUUACCCAGAACGAAAUGCCUUAAUUUAGAAACUUGCAAAAAAUGAUUGUCUACUAGUUAAGGACAGAUAAUAUCUCAGGCAGAAUGUCCAUGUGGAGACCAAGAUUCCUACCCUGCUCAGAGCUGACCUUAGAUGGAGAAUUAUGCUUGGUUCUCUGAAGUCACAUAGUAAGGGAUCUACUGAUCCACUCAAGCACAGUCAGAUUAAAGCAAUCCACUUGGCAGGCCAUCUGAUAUUGAUGCUGCUUUAGGAAAUUUCAAUAUUGAACCUGGAAUAAAGAAGAACAGAGGAUAGUCUGGUCUACAUCAGGAAACAGGUGUGUUCCAGAUAGCUUUAGGAGAACUAGAAUUGUUCAUUAUUUCAUUUGUCCGCAAAUAAGUUUUCGGUGCCUUAGAAUCUAUUCUGUGCCUGGCACCAUUGGAGGUCAUGGAUGGAAGGAACCAGAAGGGAACUCUGGUUUGCGCACAGGCAUACCUCAUCUUGUUGCACUUUGUCCUUUUGCAUUUUUUCAAGUGUUGUGUUUUGUUUUGUUUUGUUUUGUUUUUUAUAUAACAUGAAGGUUUGUGGUAACCUUGCACCAAACAGUAUCACUCAUCCAGCAGUAGGAACUCACUUCUUAUCUUUGUAUCACAUUUUGGUAAUUCUCACAAAAUUUCACAUGUUUUCAUUGUUGUUAUUAUUGUGUCUGCUGUGGCAAUCUGUGAUCAGUUAAAGUUGAUAUUGUUACAGUAGUCUUCUAUUUUGUUUUGAACUCUGUCCCUAUAAGAGAGUGAGCUUAGUACGUUGAUAAAUACUGUGUGUGUUGUGUCUGUUACACUGGAAAGCUCCUCCCCCUCCCUUUUCUGGGAACAGUAUUGAAAUUAGGCCAAUUAAUAAGCCAACAAUGACCUCUAACUUUUGAAACUAAAAGAAGAAGAAUACAUCUCUUGCUUUAAACUCAAAGCUGGAAAUAAUUCAUCUUGGUGAAAGAGAAAGGUGACUCAGUGUUUAUAAGGAGGACUCUUUAGCCGUCUGGGUAGCAGAUCCAAGUAGCCAACUUCCCUUAAGUCAUAAAGCUUCAUCCAGAGCUAGGACCUAACUGCCUUCAUCCUACAAAGGCUGGCAGAGGUGAAAAUACUGUAAGAGAUUUGAAGGGAGCAGAGAUCAGUUCCUGAAGUUAAGGAAAGGUGCUGCUGCCUCUGCAACAUGGAAGUGAAGGCACUGCUGUAUAGGCCUCAGCCCGUUCUCCCAAAGACCUAGUUAGGAUCACAUACAAAGAUGGCUGCAGCAAAGCGGAGUCUAGAUGUAAAUGAAAGAUCCUACUGUUCAAUUCAUGCCCUUUACAACUUCCACAGCCAGAGAAAAGAAGUCAUCCUACCUCCAAAGCCUCAAAAGACAGGCUGGCUUUCUUGUUAAUGUCUACAACAUAAAUGAUGAACUCAGAUGAAGCCAAUAUUCAAUGUCCAUUUACUAGCUAAAACUCCUAGCACUCUUAAGAAUAUACUAAACCUACUCUGUCUAUAAAUAGAACAACCAAGUCAAUUUUCAAUGUAGGUUAAUGAAUAUUUUAAGCCAAGUGUUGGGACCUAUUGCUCAGGGGAAAACAAGGUUUCUUUCAAAAUUACACUGUUCAUUGACAAUGCACUGAUCACCCAAGAGCUCAGAUGGAGAAGUAUGAAGAGACAAAGAUGUUUUUAUAUUUACUCAGGUCCCAAACCCACUCCGUGCCCAAUAGAUUAUGAGUAACUUCAAUUUUCAAGCCUCACUGUUUAAUAACUAACUGCCUUGUAUAAAAUCAUAGCUGACACAGAAAUGAGUCUUCAGGAGGCUUGACAAAAUCAGUCAGAGGCAUCCUAGAAAGAACUCACUAUUGCUAAAGCUAUUAAAAUCAUCCAUGAUUCCUAAAGAGGUCAGGAUAUCAAUAUUAACAUUCAUCUGGAAGAAUUUGAUUUCUACCCUCAUGCAUAAUUUUGGAGGUUUUAAGGCUUUGGUGGAGGAAGUAUCUACUGAUGUGGUAGAACCACAAAGGAAUUAGAAUUACAGAUGAAACUUGAAGAUGUAACUCAGUUACACCUCAUGAUAUUGCCACCAGAUGAACAAUUGCUUCUUAUGCGUGAGCAAUGAAGAGUGGUCUCUUCGGAUGAAAUAUCCUCCUGGAGAAAGGUGCUGUGAGCCGAGAUGAGGUGACAAUCAAGGGUUUAUUUUUAAGUUAUUUGGUAAGUUAGCAGCAGGAUCAGAGAUGACUACAAAUUUGAAGGAAGAUGUGCUGUUCAUUAAAAGCUACCAAACAACAUCACAUGCUGCAGAAAACCCUAUCAUGAAGAGAACUUUCAACUCAUACAGCAGGCUUCACUGUCCUUUUAAGGAACAAACAGCCACCCAGCUUCAGCAACCACUAGCCUAAUAGCUGAGCAACACUCACCCCACCACCAAAAAGAUUUGGACCUGCUGAAAGCUCAGGUGCUAGUCGCCAUUUUUUAGCAAUACAAUAUUUGUAAUAUGGGUGUGUAUAUUGCUUUGAAGACACUUAAUAAACUGUAGUACAGUAUAAACAUAACUUUCAUGUGCACUGGAAAACCGAAAAGUAUUCCUGUGAUUCUCUUGUGAAAUUUGCUUUAUAAGAAAGACAAGCAGCUUCACUGGGGACAUGGAAGAAGUGUUACUGAUAUGGGCAGAUCAAACCGAUGCCAUCUCUAAGACAGAUCUGUGAAAACAAAAUAACAAUUGCAGCAUUAUUGUUGACUAGAUAGCUUUGUGAAGAUCCCUGCCAUGAAGAUUCCAAACAAAAUCUGGCUAUGUAGUAAAGAAAUAUUCUAGAAAGGAUAUCUAAAAUGAAUAGCAGAUCAGUCCUUUUAGCUUCAAUUUUUUUUUUUUUUUUUGCUUAUGUUUUAGGUAGGUGUGAAGAGACCAGUUGUAUCUCCAGCAAUGAAAACAGUAGAUGGAUUUUAUUCAUUAAUUUGAUUAUUUAAAUAAAAUCAAAGGUACUCAACAGAUUCUGGUAGCUAAGGUCUCCUUAGUUAUUAUUACUAACCUCACCUAAAAAGCACUUGGCUUUAGUCACUGGUGUGAUGAAAGUUGUUCCAACUGUGGAAUAAAAGGUGAGAAACCAGAUAUUCCCAGGGAUUUUAUAUCAGUAAUAAAAUGCCAGAAUUUGACCAUAUA